CACAGCAGGAGUAACAAAAAACAAUAUAUAAUAUAGAAGCAACCCCAUUUGAUUUAUUUUGAAAAACGCACCUCGUUUAGUGAAAGAUAAGAAUAAGACAACCUUAUUCUCCUUCAUUUCACUCUAAUGCUAUUUACUCGUAGACUAGAGCGAACUAAAAUAUGAGAAUAUUCCUCGCUGAACAAAACACCACUAGCAGUUACACGCCUAAACAUCAGGUGGCGCAGGCAAACCAUUUUAAAACGUUACAGAAUAAGGAACUGUCAACUCGCUGGAUUUGCAAAUAGGCAUUUUAGCAGCUCAGGAUGGCUUUGGUGCCCUAUGAUGAGAAUGUGCUGCCUGCUCUGUCAAAGCUUCACCAGACUUCAGCUGAAUUUAAUCUGGCCAAUCACAGGAUCAGACUCAGCCAGGACUGGAAGCGAUUGGGUGUCGCUGCUGUGGUCUGGGAUGCAGCUGUGGUGCUUUGCAUGUUCCUGGAGAUGGGAAACGUGGAUCUGAAAGGAAAGAGAGCUAUUGAGCUUGGAGCUGGCACAGGUUUGGUGGGCAUUGUAGCUGCUCUGCUUGGAGCCAAUGUGACAAUUACAGACCGAGAAACUGCCUUGGAAUUUCUGACUGCCAAUGUGCGUGAAAACAUUCCUCCCAGCCAGCAGGAGGCGGUACAGGUAUCUGAACUUACCUGGGGUGAGAAUCUAGAUCUGUAUCCCCCAGGCAGCUUUGAUCUCAUACUGGGAGCUGACAUUGUUUACCUGGAGGAGACGUUUCCCGCCCUCCUGCAGACUCUUGAACACCUGAGCACAGAGAACACAGUGGUGUUGUUGUCCUGUCGGAUCCGAUAUGAGCGAGAUGAGCGGUUCCUGAUGGAGCUACGGCAGAGGUUCUCUGUGCAAGAGGUCCAUUAUGACUCUCAAAGGGACAUUCACAUUUACAAAGCCGUGAAGAAGAAGACCAACACCGAACUGUAAGAUCUGGUAUUGAGAAACCCUUAGGUAGAGAUUCUUGUUUGUAAUUCAAAACAUUUAAGCUUUAUAAAACAUACUGAAGAUGAUUAAAUGACAAUAUUAAAUGGGCCAUGGUGAUUGAUUGGUUUUAUGCAGGUCACUGCUUGGGCAGCAGGUGGCGCUGCUAUACAGGACUGGAAUAAUAAUCAGGCCUUAUUUUAAUACAGACACCUGUUUUGCCUGCA
This is a messenger RNA of Megalobrama amblycephala (Wuchang bream), 1183 nucleotides long. RefSeq names its product methyltransferase 21A, HSPA lysine (gene mettl21a). The coding region runs from base 306 to 962 and encodes 218 amino acids. Lineage: Eukaryota; Metazoa; Chordata; Actinopteri; Cypriniformes; Xenocyprididae. Gene Ontology annotation, cellular component: cytosol; cytoplasm. The record is from RefSeq and is a predicted model, not a curated record. Gene Ontology annotation, biological process: peptidyl-lysine methylation. The transcript is spliced from 5 exons. Gene Ontology annotation, molecular function: protein-lysine N-methyltransferase activity.